Molecule: messenger RNA, 2600 nt
Organism: Toxotes jaculatrix (banded archerfish)
Lineage: Eukaryota; Metazoa; Chordata; Actinopteri; Toxotidae
Gene: cadm2b
Product: cell adhesion molecule 2b
Exons: 10
Coding region: 87-1286 (399 amino acids)
Source: RefSeq, a predicted model, not a curated record
GAAGAGAGAGAGAGAAAGACAGAAAAAGAGCCAGAGACUAACCGAGUGGAGUGUCGACGUAAAAUUGUGAAGGAAAAGAGAAGAAUAUGAUUGUCAAGCAGCACUUGAUCUUUAUCCUUUACAGCCUCUGUGCAGACGUCUUUAAAGUGGCUGGGACAAAAAGCAAAGCGAAAGGUAGCCAAGGUCAGUUCCCCAUAACUCAGAAUGUGACGGUGGUGGAGGGGGGCACAGCCAACAUGACCUGUCGUGUGGAUUACAAUGAUAACACUUCCCUCCAGUGGUCAAACCCUGCACAACAGACCCUGUUCUUUGGGGACAAGAAAGCUCUGAGAGACCACAGAAUCGAGCUGGUGCGAGCUUCGUGGCAGGAGCUCACCAUCAGAAUUAGUGACGUCAGCCUGUCAGAUGAGGGCCAGUACACCUGCUCGCUCUUCACCAUGCCUGUCAAGACCACCAAGGCCUUUCUCACCGUUCUGGGAGUACCAGGACGACCGGAGAUCACUGGAUUCACCAAGCCUGCCAUGGAGGGGGAUGUAAUCACCCUGACGUGCACCACAGCGGGCAGCAAACCAGCUGCCAACAUCCGGUGGUUCCGAAAUGACAAGGAGGUCCAAGGCACUAAGGAGGUGAAUGCCACAGGAAAAUCAUUCACAGUGAGGAGUAGCCUCCAGUUCCAGGUGGACAGACGGGACGACGGCGUCGCCUACACCUGCAGCGUGGAGCAUGUGGCACUGUCCAACCCCUACAUGACAACUGAGGUCCUGGAGGUCCACUAUGCUCCCCAUCUGGAGAUCGCACAUUCACUGAUUAUUCCACAGGAAGGGCAAUACUUCAAAUUGGAGUGUGUUUCCAUAGGCAACCCAAUACCUGAACCGGUGCUGUGGUCUAAAGAUGGAGGAGAGCUGCCAGACAUUGAACGCAUGAUUGUGGAGGGCAGGGAGCUCACCAUCACCACACUAAACAAAACAGACAACGGCACAUACCGCUGCGAGGCCAGCAACCACCUGGGGACCAGCAGUGCUGAAUAUAUACUGUUUGUAUAUGAUCCUAAUGCUUUAGGACAACAUGGGCCUGACCACGCUUUAAUCGGCGGCGUUGUUGCAGUCGUGGUCUUCAUCACCUUGUGUUUGAUAAUAGUUCUUGGACGAUAUCUGGCCAGACAUAAAGGGACAUAUCUAACACAUGAGGCCAAAGGAGCAGAGGAUGCUCCUGACGCAGACACAGCCAUCAUCAACGCUGAGGGAAACCACGUGCAUGCAGAGGAAAAGAAAGAGUAUUUCAUUUAGACUUCUGUUACUGUUUUCCUUCGUUUCAUGACAACUUUUGACAGCAGACAUGCAAUUUAAAGCUGCCUCAGCGUCACUGUCAGUUUUACUUAUUAUUUACUUAUUAUUCUGUUGUCUUCUCCAGAAAGCUCAUGCUUGGAUAUGCUUGUUUUCAAAGCAUUUGCUGACAAUAUAGCCUUCUCCUUUUAUAAUCGAUGUACCCCGUGUACAAUUGGAUUAUUUCCAUUUCAGUUUUACAGUGCCUAAAUGCUGUAUAUUUUUCUGCGUUUCUUUUAUCGCUUGCAUUAUCUCCAUUCUCUCUUACUUCAGCCUGUUGUACAACCUUUUGCAGAUUUUUUAAAAUUCAUAGGAACGUGCUUCAACUUCAACUUAGAGUCAAGUCUUAGUUUUUCAAACUGUUUUGCUGAUGUUAAAUACAUAAAUUUAUCAAACAUUAACAUCUGAAAAAUCUUUUUAGGGAUUGGAUGGCCUUGGAUGUUGCCUGGAGUUUACCCCACCACAGCCAUACUGCACAUGCUUAAAAAAUCAUAAAGCAGGCCAGACACUUUGACAAAACAAAAUGUAGAAGCACAAUCUCUGUGAUUGUCUCUAGAUGAAAUCAGCUCCCUUUUAGCACUGUCUGUGUACCCCUGCAUUGAUUUAUUUUCAGUUGUUACUCAUGCUGUUGAUUUGUACCAACAGAGAACAAGUCAGAAAAUUAAAGCACAAAGUCUGAGGACUAACACAGAGGGAAAACACAUCCACUGUUUCUUGUCUCAGGAUUCAAUAUGAGUCUAGAUGGAGAGAUGGUGUCAGACACAUGAUGAGGAUUUCAGUAAACUAAAAGAUUUCAGUUGUCGUCAUGGGUGAGGAACUUUAAUUUUGGUUGGUGAUUUGAUGUAAGAUCCAAACUGAUUGAGUGGAACCUUGUGGGGGUUCGUUAUUUAUGUUGAAUUUUAUUGAACAACUAUGCUCAAUGUGUGGAUAUUGCUGUAAAAUACUUUGCUAACGUGAAUAUUGGUGAACAAUAUUGUUGAUUCUCGGGAUCCCUGACUCAUUACAAUUUGUAUAUUAGCAUAUGCAGUAUUUAAAGUAUUCCACAAGUCUUAAUUUUUUUCAUUUAUCUAACUAGACAUUGAUUUGCCACAAGAUAUGUAAAUAAUGUGUAAGUAUUCAAUUUCAGUAAAAGGAACACUGGUUAUAGCUUUUUCAGUUCAGUUCAUAUUAGUUCCCGUCACUUUGAUGAGAUUGUUUUCACACUUUUCAAGAUUUCUUCAAAUGGGGAUUCUAAUGAAUUGCUUAAAAUGUAAACAAAAAAAAAAAAAACAUGCAAAA